AUGAAGUUACUCCAUAUUGGGGAGGGUGGUGUUCGCUUUAUAGGGAUUCAUGGGAUGGGUGGGGUGGGUAAGACCACACUGGCACAAGUCAUUUAUGAUAUGGUUCUUCGUCAAUUUGAAGUUAGAUGCUUUAUUUCUUGUAAAGAAGAAGAUGGAUCUGGAACUAACAGAAGAAUUUAUCGUCCUCUGAAUGAUUUAAAAAAUCAGUUUAUUUCUAAGAUCCGCAUGGGAAUGCAAAGGAAUUUCUUGGAUGAUAAUGAUCGAAUCUCUGUGAUAAGUAGGGAACUAAGACACCGAAAGGUUUUUCUUGUUCUUGAUGAUGUGGAUAGAGAAGAAGAAAUAAAAGCAUUAGCAUGGAGCCCUGAUUGGUUUGGUGAAGGGAGUAGAAUCAUUUUAACAAGCAGAGAUGUUCAUUUGUUGGAUAGGCAUGCGACUGCUAGUGCUAUCUAUGAGGUGAAGUUGUUGAAUGACAAUGAAGCUUUGCAGCUCUUUUGUAUGAAGGUAUUCAAAAGACCCUGUCCCCCUUCUGAAGGUCAUUCUGAUGCAGAUUUGUAUAAGAAAGUUUGUAUGAAAUUUGUGAAACUUGCUGAAGGCCUUCCUUUAGCUCUUGAAGCUUUGGGUAGCCGUAUGUCUCCUCAAACACUGCCUCUAUGGGAAAACAGUGAUGAAAUACGUCCAGGAAGUUCAAAAGUGAUAGAAAGAAGCCUAGAAAUCAGUUUUGAUGGACUGGAAGAGUCGGAAAAAGAAUUAUUUUUAGAUAUUGCAUGUUUCUUCCGGGGUUCAGAUUUAGUUAACAUAAUACAUAAACUAGAAAGUUUUGGUUACUUUCCAAACAUCAGUAUUGACGUUCUAAGGGGCAAAUCUCUUAUAACCAUCUCAAGGGGCAGAUUGUUAAUGCAUGGUUUGCUAGAAAAAAUGGGUCAGCAAAUAGUUUAUCGUGAAUCCCCAUAUGAACCCGGUCAACGCAGUAGAUUGUGGGAUUGGAAGGAUGUCCUUGAUGUAUUGAAGAAUAAAACCGGAACUGUUGCGGUUCAAGGCAUGGUCCUGGACUUCCCUAAUAAUACAAGAAGGGAAUUAAGACUGGAUGUGGAUGGCUUCUCAAAUAUGAAAAGAUUGAGAAUGCUUAAGAUUGGCAACAUUGAUUGUGUAGAAAACGUUUCUGAACUUUAUGCUAAGUUAAGCACUCUGGUAUGGCAAGGAAAUCUUUCAAAAUUUGUGCUACCCGAUGGAUUACGCAUUAUGGAAUGGUGUGGAUGUUCGGUUUUCAACCAGACAUACUUGUCGUAUCCUCUAAAAUCCUUGCCAGCCACUUUUGAACCACACAACCUUGUUGAACUCAGCAUGCCUUGUAGCCCUAUCGAACAAUUGUGGAAGGGAUUUAAGAGUUUAGAGGAUUUGAAAAUCAUUGACCUGCGUGGCUCUCAAAACUUGAUCGAGAUUCCAGACUUAACCGGAGUCCCAAAUCUUCAGAGACUAGAGCUUGAAGGUUGUACAAGUUUGUCUAAGCUCCAUCCAUCUAUUGGAUUUCUUAAAAGGCUUAAACGAUUCAAUUUACGAAAUUGCAAACGCCUUAAAAGCCUUCCAGACAUGAUCAACUUGGAAUCUCUUGAGUUUUUUGAUCUAUCUGGCUGCUCAAGACUCGGCACGUUUCCAGCCAUCCUAGGAAAUAUGUCAUCUCUUGAAAUUCUCCUGUUAUCCCAUUGCACAAGACUUUUUGAGCCAGAUGAAACUGCUAUAACACAAUUGCUUCUGAAGAGCUGCAAAGAUUUAUUAUUCCAUUGUCACUUAUUUCCGAAAGAAAGCUUAGAUCCCAAUGCUCAUUUGAUCCUUAAUUCAUUAUCCGAGUUAAGCUCUUUAAUAUUCUUAGAUCUGAGUUAUUGCAAUCUAUCGGAUGGAGCAAUACCCAAUGAUCUUGGUUACUUAUCCUCACUUGAGAUUCUAAACCUGAGUGGGAACAAUUUUGCGAGAAUACCAGAUAGCAUUUGCCAGCUUUCCAAUCUUGAAUCACUUUACUUGAGAAAUUGCAGCAGGCUUCAAGCAUUGCCAAAGCUUCCAUUGAGUUUAAUAUACUUGUACGUUGAGAAUUGUCCAAAGCUGGAGGAAUCUUCUGACCUUUUAUUCACGGGGACUUCAAUUGAAAAAUUGGCACUCGCUGAUUGCUCCUUAGCAGCAUUGUAUAUUGAUUAUGAUGGUGGCAGUCCCUGCAGUAUUUUACAAUUGGAUCUACGAAAACAUUUAGAGACAGAAGGCCAUUGGAGAAGAUUCUUUGGUACCAAGGUCAUAUGUGGGUCGUGGUUGGGACCUGGAAUCCCAAAGUGGUUCAACAACAAAAGUGCUAGUUCCUCUGUAAAACUUGAGAUGCAUCCAGAUUUGAAUGAUAAUAGGGAGUGGAAAGGAUGUGCUCUGUUUGUUGUUUAUGAAGUCCAUGAGCAUCAUAAGUCAAGUUCUAUGAUUUUUGAGAGCGCUGACUUUGUUUAUCAUUUUGAGACCGACAAAGGACAUCUAGAUAUACCCUUUGUCCUCCCUGUCCCUAAAGUAACAUCUGUUGGGGCAACUGGAUUUUGGGUGUAUAUACCAGCUAAAUGGUUUUUGGAACAGUACUUGAAGAAAUUGGGUGGAUGGAGCUACAUUGAAGCUUUAAUUUUAUCAGAUAGCUUGGCUGUGGAGGUGAAAGAGUGUGGGAUAGGUCUAGUAUGCAGUAAGCAUGAUGCUUUGGAAUUUUAUGAAGCUUUGAAUAUCAUUGGUCAUGGUUUGGAUUUAGAAACUUAUCAUCCUCCCUUAUAUCGUUCCUCAGAAGCUUCUGCUGAUCAGCUGCAAGUGCCUUAAGAGAUGAUGAUCGGUGAAGAUGCCAAGGACUGAAAGUUAUAUAGCUCGUGUUGUACCUUAACUUCACUAGAGGAAGGCGAGGCUGCAUUUAUUUAUCUGAUUCAUCCAAAGGGUGUUUCCUUGUGCAUUUAUCUCAUUCACUUGACUGUAGUCUAUAAUGUAUAAUUUAUAAGGUAGCUCUUUUUGCUUUCUAAUAAGAAGUUAACACAU
This is a messenger RNA of Corylus avellana, 3036 nucleotides long. The record is from RefSeq and is a predicted model, not a curated record. NCBI's taxonomy places the organism in Eukaryota, Viridiplantae, Streptophyta, Magnoliopsida, Fagales, Betulaceae.